AUAAUUAUAAUUCAAUCUUCGAAAAGUCAUAAAAAGUUAAAUUUAAAUUAGCAUUCUAGUGUUUUGAUACUUGCAAACUAUUGAAGUAUAUGUAAAAAGUGGAAUGUAAACGUUAAAUAUAAAAUGUUCUUGAUACGUACUGCUGUUACUUUACUUCUUCUAACACCUCUAUGCUUCGGGCAAAAUAAACAUAGGCCGACCAGAUCUCACACAACUAUGUCCAGAACGUUUUUCCGGAGAACCACGACUGGAGAAACUACCAUAGCUCUUGGGUUAAUAUAUUAUAAUAAAGCUUCAGUACCUCAGUGGCAGCGAGAAUACUUCAAACGUCCUAUAAAUGAAGCGGCGCUGUUGCCCCCAUUAGAGAAAAUACGGAAUUGUGACUUGUGUCCAAGAAUUCACAUUCCUGUUUGUGCUACUAAUAAGAGAACGUAUACUAAUAUAUGCUGGAUGAAUUGCUGGGGAAGCCUUACACUGCAAACGCUUCUAGUAGCUACUUUUCUCGUAACGGAAUCCGAGUUGCAAAAAACGAAACUUACUACGAAAGCGUCAGUGUUAAAGCAGAAAUACAAAAAAGAAAAUAUUCAAACAUGGGUCUCCUCGUUCUUGACACAGGUUUCGGACGAAGCGCUACCAAUUCUGGGUGAACAAAUAUCCAAUUGUAGCUGGUGCCCUACUGUGUAUUUACCAGUAUGCGCAUCGAACGGGAAUAGCUUCACAAAUAAAUGCUAUAUGGUGUGCAAUAAGUACGAGUAUAAUGGGGGUAAAACUGUCACCGUGAAUUAUAUGGGAGCAUGUCACGAUUAUGGAGUUACCUGGGAUAUGGCUUAAUUAUUGAAAUGUUUUUUAUUUACAAUUCAAAUUUAUUUCACAAAAUACAAAAAUAAAUGCAUUUCAACACA
This is a messenger RNA of Cydia pomonella (codling moth), 902 nucleotides long. RefSeq lists its product as uncharacterized. The transcript is spliced from 3 exons. The coding region runs from base 124 to 831 and encodes 235 amino acids. Gene Ontology annotation, molecular function: protein binding. The record is from RefSeq and is a predicted model, not a curated record. NCBI's taxonomy places the organism in Eukaryota, Metazoa, Arthropoda, Insecta, Lepidoptera, Tortricidae.